ACAGAAAUAUUGUAACCAUGUAUGCAUGUGUUUGCACGCUGCAGUAAAACAACAUUGCCUCUUGUGUCUAAUGCAUUUGCAAAUAGCUAUAAAUAAAACACCAGUUGUGUCAUUAAUUCACGCGGCUGCUUGCACUAAUAAGCGUAUUGUCUGAUACUUUAGGCACAACAGAGGAAUAAUUUGGCGUUACAAAAUAUGCAUCAUUUGAAUUGUAAAGAACAUUUGGAGGCAGAUUCUUGUAAUAGAUUCUUCUAUUGUGAUAUGUUUGACAACAAUUCUAUAUGUCGCAACAGUUUUAACAACUUCAUUCAAGCACAAAUUACGCUUAACUACAGUAAUGAGACAGACAAAUGUCAACAAUUUCUGUAAGAAUGUUGUCAAUUGUGGGUGGAUGUGUUUUGUUGGACUAUUUGCGAAUUAAAAUAUGCAGAAAACAAUAUGGGGGAAGUGUAACUCUCCUGAUUUGAAUUCUUUAACUGUCUCCGACUUCUGUUCUCAGUACAGUUUAAUGUCACUGUGUCACAUGUCAAGUGUGGCAGCUUUGCUUUUUGUUUCCUGUCACACAUACACAAGCACACGCAUGGACACAAACCUAAAAACAGAAAUGAAACAUAAUUUAUCUCAAAUGUCUUGCAUAGCAACGGUUACAUUCUGUUCUGGUGAUACAUGAUUCUGUUAAAAAAGAUGUUUUUUUAUAACAUUUCAUCAUUAAAUAAUGUCUAUCUCAUUUACAUUUUUACAUUUGAAUAUAACAUCUACAUGAAUAAAACAUCCAGUGCUAACAUCUACAAUAAAUGUCAUGAAGUUUGUAAAAAUAUCUCUUUCAUAGGAGCAAUGGGAGUGGUCAUCAUCUCUGUUAGAACUCUUAUCUCUUUGAAAAUUAUCAUUGUGAUCCAACAGGUUCAGCUAAAUGUCAUGUUUAUCUUUUUGUCUUGUAGUCUCGCACAUAGUUAUAUGGAUGGCGGGUAGCAGCUUUGAGACUGAAUUCCUGCAUACUCAUAAUUCAUACCGCAAGCAGCAUGGCGCCCCGCCCCUCACCGUAAACAGAAACCUGUGUCGUUCCGCCCAGGCAUGGGCGGAGCACCUGCUGUCAAUCAGGACACUCAAGCAUAGCACCAAGGACUAUGGGGAAAAUCUGUAUUAUGCUUGGAGUUCAGCGAACACAAAGCUCACAGGACAUGAAGCAGUGGAAAGCUGGUAUAAAGAAAUUAAAGACUACAAUUUUAGCAGGCCAGUGUUCAGCUCACAAACAGGUCACUUUACCCAGGUGGUGUGGAAGGACACAAAGGAGCUGGGGGUUGGCCUGGCCACUGAUGGAAACACAACCUUUGUAGUGGGUCAGUACCUUCCUGCAGGAAAUAUCAGCAAUUCUGGUUAUUUUCAGAGGAAUGUUUUACCAGCCGGCUCUCUUCUGGAUUCUAAGUCCACUAGUACUGGCAACAAAGUGGGACAAACAUAUGGUGCAUCGAACAUGCAUUCAGACAGAACACCAUCACAUCCUCGCAGUACUGCAACAUCACCACCAGGGGGCAAAGCAGAGCCUCAUGUUGGUAGCGGUUGUGCGGACAGAAGCUUUGAAAUUGAGUUCCAACAGACCCACAACACAUACCGCAAAAAACACGGAGCACCACCCCUCACCAUAAACGGAAACCUGUGUAGCUCUUCGCAGAAAUGGGCGGAGCAUCUGCUGUCAAUCAGGACUCUCAUGCACAGCAAUGGGGACCAUGGAGAAAAUGUGUACUAUGCAUGGAGCUCAGCUACCAAAAAACUCACAGGAUGUGAGGCAGUGGAAAGCUGGUACAAUGAAAUUAAAGACUACAACUUCAGCAGGCCUGGAUUCAGCUCCAAAACUGGUCACUUCACACAGGUGGUGUGGAAGGACACGAAGGAGUUGGGAGUUGGAUUGGCCACUGAUGGCAACACUAUAUUUGUAGUGGGUCAGUACCUUCCAGCAGGAAACAUCAGCAAUGCUGGUUAUUUUGAAAGAAACGUCCUACCAGCAGGCUCCCCUGUAGACCUUAAAUCCAGCUCAUCUGCUGACAGAGUUGGACAAGCACUUUCUGCUCUCAGCAUCAGAUCAAAUCAGCUACCUUCAGCAUAUCAUACUUCUGAAUCACCAGCACAUAAGAGCCUCCCACCUCCACAGAGCAGUGGGAAAAAAGGUCAGGACUUGUCACAGUUUCGUCAGUCCCUCCUCGACGCUCAAAACUAUUACAGACAGCAACACGGGUCACAACCUCUCUCACUGUGCCCGGUCCUCUCUAAAGAGGCUCAGGACUGGGCAGCACAUCUGGUUAGCAUAAACACCCUGAAAAACAGCGGCAAAGGCCACGGAGAAGCUUUGUCAUACAAAUGGACCUCCAACAUGGUGCCACCAACAGGAAAUGAGACUGCCGAAUCAUGGUACAAAGAAAAGGCAAAAUACAAAUUUGCCAACCCUGGCUUUCAGAGUGGAGCAGGUAACUUCACCCAAAUGAUAUGGAGGUCUACAGAGAAAGUUGGGGUUGGUCUGGCAUCAGAUGGAAAGGGUAUGUUCAUCACUGUGGCCUUUUACAAACCUCCAGGCAACAUCACCAACCCCGGCUACUUCCAGGACAAUGUCAAACCUGCUGGAAAGUAAUGUGCUGAACUAAGUUGAAGCAUUUUACAUCUUUUUAAGGAAUAAAUCAGAAUAGAUCAAUUUUUUUCACCCUUGUAUCUUUUCCAAUUGGAUUGCAUGAAAAUAUUUCUGAAGAAUAAGCAGACAAUUUUGCAGAGUUUUGACUCGUCAUAGUGACAAGUUGCUGUCAAGUUCGUUAAAGGAUUCAAGUAUUAUAAAGGUAUAGUCCAUACGACUACCUUCUUAGGGUCUUCUAUGCCAAAUGAUAGUUUUGUGUGAGGAAAAGACCAAUGGUACUGUACAGUGUUUAUUCUUCACUGAUAAUGAUACCUCUGUCUGAAACUUGCAUCUAGAACUUAUAUCCAACCUUCAAAAAUAGUCUAAAAUAAAAAAGUAAAUGCUAGUAAAAUGUCAAAUGGGUUUUGAAAAUAUAUUUUUUUCUCUCUUUCACACACACGCAUACAGUAAAUGUUACCCAUCUGUCAUUGCCCUGGAGAGGUUAAAUGCAGUGGUGUAGUUGAGGGUAUAGUAUAAGCAGGUAUAUGGCGUAUACUCACUUCUUUAUCAGUUGGCAUUGCGUAUACCCACUUGUGUAGUGCAGGGUAUGCACGGGUAUACGGCGUAUACCCUCUGUAAUUUUUCCAUGGUGUGUCAUAAAAGUCGUGAAUAACAGGACAAACUGAACGAGCUCUCUAGAAAUCAAAGCAUUAUUUUCUGUAGGCUAUAUAACCAAAACACAUACUGUAUUAUUUGGAAACUCUAACAGAAAGAAAAGCUUUUGUUUUGAGUUUCCCAGGUCUGUGUAUAUAUACACUCUGUAUCUUUCUGUGUUACUCUGAGGCUCAUAUUAAGGGUUUGUAUGGGAAGAGUUUCUAUAGCAGUCCUUCUGCUGUUUCUAUGGAGCUCUUUGUUGUAGCAACUGAAAACAGAGUUUUUUCUUGCCGUGUUACAUUUCCUCAUAGGAAUCACCAGCAACAGUAUAGGAAGUAAAAACAGCAGCAGGCAUUAUCUACAAGGCUAGCCAAAUUAACUGUAAGCCUGGGUGCCUGUUACACCAAAAAGAAAAUGAUUGUAGUUGGUGCUUUAGUGCUCCCUUAUGUCAUCAUACAGUGCAUAAGUGGAUUCGGUGUGUUUUAAUGAAGGAUAAAAGAUUAAUUGUAUUCUUGAACAAUAUUACUUUUUCCAUGAAAUUGGUAAAUUGGUUAAAUUUAGGACACAAAUCUUUAGUAAAAACAAGAUGUCCAGAUACUCUGAUUGUUUAAUUUUUUAAUUGUAAAUAUUCAUAUUCAGGGGAAAAUGUGCAUACUGAUGUUCUACUUUGGCUGUUCAAUGUUUCUGCCAGGCAUCUUUUGUUCAAUUUGAAAAGUGGUGUGUGCAAAGCAGCUGUUACCAUGUUAGUGUUACACUUUGAGUGUUUAUCAAUAAUGUAGUGAGUAGUUUUGCCUUACACCCCUUUUUCAUCUACACACAAAACACAAAGUUACCCAUAUACCUGUUCAGAGCAUCUCAAGUUUAGACUUUCUCAAAACCUGAGUUAGCCAAACAUUUGUGCCCUAUACUGUAUCUCUGUUCUGCUGCACAGUCAGCACACCCUAAAACAAUAACAAGUACAGUCAGUUUUACCUUCAUUUUACAUCUCAAAAUGGGACCCUUUGGUCUAACACUAUAAAGACAGGUCAGACAGAUAGUUAAUUCUGAACUGUAUAGAAGAUGAUGUCAAGAAGCUUUUGAUUCUCCAAGCCAGGAUCAAACAAGCCCUGCUCUAGACUGAAGCAAAUAUAUUCUGGGAAAGCUUAACACUAAAAACUUUCUAAUGGUUUUGUUAUAGCUGAAAUUGGUCUGAAAAUGUCUUUGAGCAAACCUGAUCAUAAACAUUACAUUCAUGCCUAAAGUAUAUACUCCCAUUUCAUUUGGCUCAGCUCAGCCUACGUCUGUUCUUCAUCGCAUGCAUGAACCGAAUCUCCCAUAGUAUUGAUGACACCUGUGAUAAAUAAUUUACAAAUCCUUUGCAUCCCACUUGUGAUGAGACACAAGCACAAAAUAUAUUUGUAAUAUAUUUAUUUUAAUAUAUUUUUAUUGCUUAUUCAAUCACAACAUUUAUGUCUUUUGCUUAAGUGAAAAUAUACAUUUCCAAAUAUUCUUUGCCAACAACCCUAAUACAGUUUUUGUACACCAUUGUUGUCACAGAAUAAAAACAACAUAUAGUGAAUAAACAGAUGA
Molecule: messenger RNA, 4819 nt
Organism: Triplophysa rosa
Lineage: Eukaryota; Metazoa; Chordata; Actinopteri; Cypriniformes; Nemacheilidae
Gene: glipr2
Product: GLI pathogenesis-related 2
Exons: 12
Coding region: 911-2620 (569 amino acids)
Cellular component (GO): extracellular region
Source: RefSeq, a predicted model, not a curated record